Messenger RNA from Gossypium arboreum, 1842 nucleotides. Its product is annotated as folate-biopterin transporter 1, chloroplastic-like. Gene Ontology annotation, cellular component: membrane. The record is from RefSeq and is a predicted model, not a curated record. The transcript is spliced from 10 exons. Lineage: Eukaryota; Viridiplantae; Streptophyta; Magnoliopsida; Malvales; Malvaceae. The coding region runs from base 214 to 1767 and encodes 517 amino acids.
UGCUUAAAUUAAAAAAGUUUAGCGAACUCCAAUCUAAUGGCUCAGCAUUCUCUCUCCUCAAUCUCAAUAUUGCCGUCGCAAAACCCCAUUUUGCCCUCUCUCUUUUUAUCCUCCUCUCUAUCACCGCCAUCAAAUCCGCCACCGUAAACCGAUUGCUCUCGUUGCCGUCUUUCACCGCCUCUUAAACCGUCGUAAAUCCGGAAAAGAAACAAUAUGUCCGGCGUCCUCCCGCUUUCCUCCAGAGAAGACGAGCCAUUUAUAGGUGCUAGAAAUAGUGCUGGAAAUGGAGACUCGUUAGCAAUCGAGAUGGAGCAAGAGACGAGUACUUCGACGAGUUCUGGCGGGAGUUCGAGGAAAAAGAACAGCAGAUUGAAAUGUUUCGGCGUCGAUCUGUCGCCAGAUAAUGUGGCAGUUGCUAUGGUGUACUUCGUUCAAGGCGUUUUAGGCCUUGCAAGGCUUGCUGUUAGCUUUUACUUGAAAGAUGAUUUGCAUCUUGAUCCUGCUGAAACAGCUGUGGUAACCGGUUUUUCUGCACUACCAUGGCUUGUUAAGCCACUUUAUGGUUUUAUUAGUGAUUCAAUCCCACUGUUUGGUUAUCGGAGAAGGUCAUACUUGGUUCUAUCAGGACUUCUUGGUGCUCUUUCAUGGAGUUUGAUGGCCACCUUUGUUGACAGCAAGUAUGGUGCUGCAUGCUGCAUACUUCUUGGAUCUUUUUCUGUUGCCUUCUCGGAUGUUGUUGUAGAUUCCAUGGUUGUGGAGAGGGCUCGUGGGGAGUCACAAAGCGUGUCGGGUUCUCUUCAGUCUCUAUGCUGGGGAUCUUCAGCUUUUGGUGGAAUUGUGAGUUCCUAUUUUAGUGGCUCUCUGGUGGAUGCUUAUGGUGUAAGGUUUGUUUUUGGUGUCACUGCAUUGUUACCACUGAUAACAUCUGCUGUUGCUGUUCUUGUAAAAGAACAGCGUGUGAUUGGCCAAGCAAGGGGGCCAAAUGUUCCUUUGGGAAAUUCUAGCUUUCUUAAAAGCUCAAAAGAAAACAUUAUUCAGUUGUGGACUGCUGUCAGACAGCCCAACGUAUUUCUUCCCACAGUUUUUAUUUUCUUGUGGCAGGCAACACCACAAUCGGACUCUGCCAUGUUUUUCUUUACCACAAAUAAACUUGGUUUCACCCCAGAAUUUCUAGGACGUGUCAAACUUGUUACUUCAGUUGCAUCGCUGGCUGGAGUUGGACUGUAUAAUGGUUUUUUAAAAAAUGUUCCUUUGCGGAAGAUUUUUCUUGCCACAACAGUUACUGGUACAGUUCUUGGAAUGACUCAGGUCUUUCUUGUCACGGGAUUGAACCGACAGUUUGGAAUAAGUGAUGAGUGGUUUGCAAUUGGGGAUUCCUUGAUUCUAACAGUCCUUAGUCAGGCUUCUUUCAUGCCUGUUCUCGUACUUGCUGCAAAACUAUGUCCAGAAGGAAUGGAAGCAACACUUUUUGCAACCCUGAUGUCCAUAUCAAACGGAGGCAAUGUCCUUGGUGGUCUGAUAGGCGCUGCCUUGACUCAAAUAUUCGGUGUAACAAAGGAUAAAUUCGAUAACCUAGCCGCCUUGAUAAUCCUCUGUAACCUCUCGUCACUGUUGCCUUUGCCACUACUUCACCUCCUUCCUCGAGAUGAUUCCGACACUGCUUCUAAGGUUUACACAGAAUUAGAAGAAAGUGGGGAAGAGAACUGUAAAUAUCAUGGAACGGUUACUACUACGAGUCCCAAACUUUCCUCGAUUGAAAUGACUUAACGACUUAUGAAAGUUUGGUUUGCCUAAGUUCUCACUUUUUAACACUCUAAUUUCUUAUCUAAUUUAUUCAAGGAA